AUAAAUAAUGAUAAGACAACGAGAAGUCUGAAAGGUCAUUAAAUAAACGCCAUAGGUCAUAAAAACGGUUUCAAUCUUAUCUAUGUAGUGAGACCCACCUCAAAAUGUCAGCUCUGGUUGAAUAUAAAAAUAUAUAUAUUACUCAUGAGGAAUUCUGACAGUUUUUGAAGUGAAUAGCCUAUAACAAAACGUAAUGACAUUGCUAUGAAUUCAAAUUCUGUUUACCAACAUUUUCUGUCGUUAGUUUCAAAUUGGAGUUUAAUUAAUUCAAGCCAACGUUAAUUCAAAAAGUUAGUUUAAACGUGAAGUUCGUUAAAUUUUGAUAUCACAGUUCGUAUUUCUAUGAACAAGUUGUUAUUUCUAAGUUGAAUACAGUUUAUUAUUUAUGUAGGUACUGUUUAUUAUUCAACUUGUCCAACGUUAAUUUAAACCAUUUUGGUUUCAACGUGGGUUUAUUGAAUUUUGAUGUCACAGUUCGUGUUUCUAUGAACAAGUUGUUUUUUCCCCAAGUUGAAUAUCUCUUAUUUAUCUGUUGUUUCUGAAGAAUUGAAGUAUUUGUGGAAUUUAAAUUGAACUUAAGUUUGUUUGAAUCAUCAAAAUUGUGUUGAAUAUGUCUUUGGAUUGUUCUAAUUGUGAUCAGGAAGAGGAUAAAACCAAGAGGAGGCACUCCUUGAUUGAAAGGAAGGAAAAUGUGGCAAGUUUAAAUUCGAACCUUGAUAGAGAAGAAAAUAGGAAUGAUACAAGAGCUUCGUCGUCCUUCAGCCUACACUGUGCACAUGGAUGUGAUAAUAAACGAGUAAACACAGUUCCCAUUCUGGUAUUCAACUCAUGGCCAAAUCCCAAACUGAGUCAUUGCAUUGAAGAUGAUGAUGAUGAUGAUUAUCAUUUGCACAGCAAAUUGCAAUGUGCCACAUGCAGCGUAACAUGUAUACAGCAAAGGAUGCGGCAUCUCAGGCAUGAUUAUGAGGAAUUGGAAGACUCUACCAGCAACCUAAUAGCUGAGGCUCAACACCUGGUGGCCGAUCUGAGAGAUGUGCGAAAUUUGGAAAUUCUUCUGCAACUACAGAACGGAAAUUUGGAAAAUCUUCCGUUGCAAAAUCCGCCUUUCACAGCAAUGACACAAGAACCGUCUUCAAAGAAAACUAACCUUAUUGUUUAGUAUUUGUCAACUAUUAUAAUAGAGUGUUAUAAUUAUUUAUAAUAAAAUAUGUACCAACGCUAA
Molecule: messenger RNA, 1222 nt
Organism: Nilaparvata lugens (brown planthopper)
Lineage: Eukaryota; Metazoa; Arthropoda; Insecta; Hemiptera; Delphacidae
Exons: 3
Coding region: 611-1159 (182 amino acids)
Source: RefSeq, a predicted model, not a curated record